Molecule: messenger RNA, 411 nt
Organism: Ilyonectria robusta
Lineage: Eukaryota; Fungi; Ascomycota; Sordariomycetes; Hypocreales; Nectriaceae
Product: DNA-directed RNA polymerase
Exons: 4
Coding region: 1-411 (136 amino acids)
Biological process (GO): transcription by RNA polymerase II
Cellular component (GO): RNA polymerase II, core complex
Molecular function (GO): protein dimerization activity; DNA binding
Source: RefSeq, a predicted model, not a curated record
AUGGCCGGUGGAAACCCCAAGCACUUCAACCUUCAGGACGACCCUUUCGAGCUCUUCCUCCUCGGAGACGGCGAGAAGAAGAUUGAAGAGAAGGUUUACUCUGGCAUGUCUAACACCUCCGAUUUCGUGCUCAAGAAGGAGGACCACACCCUCGGUAACCUUCUCUCCGAGCAUCUCAAGGCUCAUCCUAAUGUCUACAUGGCCGGAUAUAAGAUUGCUCACCCCAACGUCCCGGAGCUCUUCAUCCGUGUCCAGACGGAUGGCACCAUCACGCCCCGCGACGUGUUUACGUCCGUCUGUGAGAAACUCAUCAACCAACUCGAGAUGCUGCAUCAAGAGUUCACACGAGAGUGGGAGCUGAGACGUAUCACCAACACAGGAGAGCAGGGCAAUAUGCAGAAUGGUCACUAA